Messenger RNA from Leptopilina boulardi, 907 nucleotides. RefSeq names its product mitochondrial association factor 1 form b1-like. The record is from RefSeq and is a predicted model, not a curated record. NCBI's taxonomy places the organism in Eukaryota, Metazoa, Arthropoda, Insecta, Hymenoptera, Figitidae. The transcript is spliced from 2 exons. Bases 318 to 593 code for a protein of 91 amino acids.
UAACUAUAUUAAAAACUAGGAUUCCCGUAAAAACAGUUAAGUGAAUUCCAUGUUUUAAUUGAAAUUGCUCCCAAGUUUUGUAUUCAAGUUAUUUUCCAACACUCCAAGUUAAUUCUUUUCUCCAAAUUCAAAUUUUGUUAUUCAAUUGUUCUUAAAAAGUUUUAGUUAAAAUCAAAUUCUUUAAAAACAACUUUUUCAAGAAUCGCAUCAAAAUUCCAAUCCCGUAUUAAAAUUCAAUUCCGUAUUAAUUUUCAAAUCAUAAAUUCAACCGAGGAUUAAUUUCAUAUUGAACAAAAUUAGGAAAGAAUCAAAUAAAAAUGUCAGAACAUAUUCCGGCGCUAAAAAGAAAAUACACUAGUACACAGAGAAAAGGAUUUAAUAAAAAAUUAAAAAAGAUUAAGUUUCUUAAUGGAGAAUCUUGGUUACCGUUAGAAGAAUAUCGCCGCUUAAAAAGGGAAAGAGAAGCGAUAAUUUUAGAAAAAUUAAAACUAAUUAAUCCUCCAUUACCUGAGGAAGAACCAAAGAAAAAUAAUGAUGUUCCACCACCACCACCACCAUCACCACCACCACCACCAUCACCACCUCCACUGUAAAAUUGUUCGUUGUAAGAUGAACAUAAUCAGAGCAAACAAUCAAAUUCAUUGAUUUAUAAUUAUAUUAUAAUUGAUUUAUAAAAAGGAAGGAUUUAUAAAAGUAAAAAUCUUGUAAUCAGUAAAUGGGAAAUAUCAUGCAAAGUAAAUACUAAAAAAAAAGUUUUUUUUAAUACAAUUUUUUUCCUUAUUCAAAUAUUUUUACACGAAAAUUUAGAUAAAGAAAAACAAUAAUAUCAAUUUUAAAUAACAAUUUACAAUGCGUCGUAUAAUUGUUUGUUUACCUACUUAUUUACUAAAAAAAAAUUACCACAUCC